Molecule: messenger RNA, 1695 nt
Organism: Salvelinus sp. IW2-2015
Lineage: Eukaryota; Metazoa; Chordata; Actinopteri; Salmoniformes; Salmonidae
Source: RefSeq, a predicted model, not a curated record
GACCUAUCAGCCAUUCACAUCCCAAACUACUGAAAAUCGUAGUGCGCUUUUAAAAGACAACAGUGACGGACCACUUGUAGCCUCAAGUUCGGAGGAUAUGCACGCACACCUAUGGAGGACCUUUGAUUGAUAUCCACGUCGACCUUGGCAUAUCCGUUAUCCAUUCUCCGUGUUUGUAYUUGCAAGGGAGAACAAGAAGGAAGAGUCCGUUAUAUUUAUAACUAAUCUAUUACAUUUGGAGAACGUCUUGGAGGUAGCUAGUGCAUAAUUUCGAAUACCCGUUCUAGUUAGGAGAAGUAACUGCAAAGAUGCGACUUCCACUUACAUUCAUUCUGAUUUGCGAGCUUUGUUGGGGUUUUAAAAGGGACAUGGUCAUUCAGUUCCAGCGGUCGGGAGUGGUCGGUGAGGUCGAGCAGGUAUUGAUCAACGGAGCCGCUCUCUUCAGCUGCGAGAAAGACGUCAACGGCAUUCUCCGUGCUGUAUUGUUGGGCAACUACAGCGAGUCUUUUCAACAGGCGUUUGAGAUAGAAGAAAAUGUCAACAACACCAUGACAAAAAAUCAUACUUACCAGUACCUGCGUGUGCAUGAAAGCAAACUGGACGGAUUUCGAGUAGUGCAUUUGACUGAMCGGCUCCUGGUUGACGGGAAUUACUUCCUGACUCUGGACCGAAACACAGACACCUGGACAGCUAAAGUACCACAGGCCCUCGCGCUCAAACAGCUUUGGGACCAGGACACUGAGGGCAUGAGGCUGGAGAGGAUUCAACUCCAUGAGAGCUGUGCCAAACUGAUGAAGGAGCUCAAACAUUCUGAGCCCACCACCACUGGAGGAGGGAUGUCCAUGCUGGCUGCCCUUGCUUCUUUGCUAGCAGGCCUGGCCUUUGUUGCCCUGGUUACCACAAGCUUCCUCAUCUUUAAACAACAAGAUCCCAACGUUUCAGGACACCCUGGAAGUGUGCUUGGCUCCAUCGUCCACUAUCCUCAGAACGUCACAGAAACACCUCGUCCAGGAAAAGGCUAUCAGGUUCUCUAAAACCCAAAGCUCCUUUCCCAAUAUACUUCUGAUGUCAACUGGUCACUACACAGCAGUGUGGUCUGGUCACACCCUUUCACCUGUCUUUGUGCUUGUCUCCUGGUCUGUUGCCAGUUUGUCUUGUCAAGCUUACGAGCGUGGUUUUCCUAGUCUUUUUUCUAGCCCUCCCGGCUCCGACCUGUUCUGCCUGCCCUGACACUGAGCCCGCCCGCCUGACCAUUCAGCCUUACCUGACCUCGAGCCCGCCUACCCCCCUGUACCUUUCGGACUCUGACCUGGUUAAUGCACUUCUGCCUGUCCUCGACCUGCCUAUUGCCUGCCCAUUGUAUUUUAAUAAAUAUCAGAGGCUCGAACCAUCUGCCUCCUGUGUCUGCAUCUGGGUCUCGCCCUCUGUCGUUAUAGGUCUGGUGACCAAAAUACCUUGGUUGCGUUCGCAUUUCCUACCUUUCGACUCAAAAUGUAUGUUCACUCCUCCUUGAUAUGGUGGAAACUGCAAAUACACAUUUUGGGGUAUGGGCAUUGUAAUUCAACAAUAUGUUCCCUGGUCCGUCCAACUCUCUGGUCCCCGUUUCUCCCUGGGCAUUCUACCAAAUAGGCCUAUCUUCUGUAUACCACCCCUUCCUUGUCACAACACAACUGAUUGGCUCAAACGCAUUAAGAA